AUGGGAGCAUCGACAAAGGAAAACUCUAGUAGCAAGAGGAAACCAGCAGAUCAGGGAGAGAAGAAGUAUGGAGGCAAGUCAGGGAGGAAGCAGAAAGUCUCAAGAAACUUUAUGGUAAGAGCCCAGGAGCAAGAACCAGUGAAAACUCAAGAACAGGAAGUGCAGGAGAGAAAGCAGUACUCAGGACCGCUUCCGAAGUGCAAUAAGUGUAACUUUCAUCACAAGGGAACUUGCCCAGUGUGCCAAAACUGUCAGCAAACAGGCCAUUACUCAAAGUAUUGUAAGCUGAAUAAGGAGGGGAAAAGGGCAUGUUACGAGUGCGGGAGUACUGAUCAUCUCCGUAGAGCAUGUCCCAAACUAAACAAAGAGCCUGGUAACAAUGGACAAGGCCAAGCCAGGCAAAACUUCCAAGGAAAUCAAGUUGGACGGCCAAGAGGUGUAGCCUUUGUGAUUGGUGCAGAAGAAGCUCGUCAGAACCCUGAAGUGAUAACAGAAACGACUAUUGAAAAAGACAGUUACAUUACGCUAUUUAAAGACAUGAAAGAAAAUGAUUCUGAAAAUAGACAUGCCCAUUUCAGAAUCGGAACUAGACAAAAUUCCGAAAACAACUACUUUUACACAACAAAAAAAAUAACUUAA
Lactuca sativa (garden lettuce) is the source of this 639-nucleotide messenger RNA. The record is from RefSeq and is a predicted model, not a curated record. Lineage: Eukaryota; Viridiplantae; Streptophyta; Magnoliopsida; Asterales; Asteraceae.